Molecule: messenger RNA, 768 nt
Organism: Formica exsecta
Lineage: Eukaryota; Metazoa; Arthropoda; Insecta; Hymenoptera; Formicidae
Exons: 2
Coding region: 1-768 (255 amino acids)
Source: RefSeq, a predicted model, not a curated record
AUGAAACAAUUUGCACACUACGUAUGUCUGGCUGUACUAGUGACGGCGGUCUCUGCGAGAUCGGCCGAAACUAAUCCCACAUCCAAUUCCAUUAAUGAACAACAAACCGCAAGGUCAAGUGGCAUUGGAGUAUUUGGAGAGUUGCGUUACGUCUAUCAAGUGUAUAAAGAAUGUGCCGGCGCGGAACUGAGUCCUUGUCUGAAGUUAAAGCUCUUAUCGGCCAUGGAUAGGAUCUCGCGGAACGUACAAUUGAAUGUGGCCGAUGGCGUUACUUUAGUUCACGACGAAUCAGCUGCCAAUGAAUCCGAGCCAGAAAAAUCUCUGCAAGAAAUUGAAGCCAGUUUACCGCGAGCGUUAGAAGACAAGGAUGAUGCUCUUAAUAGCAUGAUUUUCGACAAGAUUGUCAAAUUCUUUCAAAGUCACACUCUAAAGCUAAAAUUGCCAAGCGUGGAUGAAUUCCAACGUAGCCUCACAGAAGAAGGACGCAAGAAGAAGAAUAAAAUGGGUCUUCUUGCUAUUCCUCUGUUAAUCGGCGGCACAUUAGUACCUUUAGCUCUUGGCGCUCUUGCACUGUUGGCUGGCAAAGCGCUGAUAGUGAGCAAACUUGCGCUAGUACUUGCUGCUAUCAUCGGAUUAAAGAAACUUGUGUCAGGCGGCCACGACCACGGACACGAAGUCGUUCAAGUCGGAGGAGGACACGGAUCGAGCGGAUGGGGAAGAUCUGGGCACGAACUGGCCUAUUCCGCGUACAAACCAUCAUCAACCUAG